This is a messenger RNA of Aspergillus puulaauensis, 783 nucleotides long. RefSeq names its product putative mating locus protein (gene MAT1-2-4). The record is from RefSeq and is a predicted model, not a curated record. The transcript has 4 exons. Lineage: Eukaryota; Fungi; Ascomycota; Eurotiomycetes; Eurotiales; Aspergillaceae. The coding region runs from base 1 to 783 and encodes 260 amino acids.
AUGAAUCUAUACAGCCAAGCAAUUUUCAGGCUCCUCGACCAAAUUGUUGGAGAUGCCAGUUUUCCUUUGACACAGAGAGAACAAGCAGCCUACAUCACAGCUUCAUUCGCCUCCCACCACAACAGCUAUCGGCUCAUGGCUCAGGUCUCUGCCCUUUUCAAUGGCGGCAAACUGCUGCAUGCGUCUCACAGGAAUACUGGGAUUGAGGGAAAUUUAGAAGUCCCUGUUUGCCGUCAUGGUCCUAUCAUUCAAGCAAUUGCGAACGACUAUCAAGUUACCCCCACUGUCCCCGACUUUGAAGGACACCCAAUCGAACUUGUUAGCAUUCUGGACCCGGAAAUUGAGUCCAGACUUACUGGCGAGAAAAUAUUUGAGCUUCACCAAAUUCUCGUGUCAAUGGAGAGAAUCGCGAAUGAAGAGCUUGCCAGAUACACCAUACAAUACGGCUAUCACUACAUAUUCAGGGCUGGUCUCAACCAGUACUAUAUGACCAAAGCCGUAGUCGAAAAAGUAAAUUUCUUGAGACAGGAUGCUCGAGGUCAUGGGUAUCAAGUCCGGGCACAGAGACUCUGCUAUCAAGCGAUGGAAUAUCGUCCUAACCUCAGCGACGCGGAAAAGAACAUCGUGGUUCAGGCUCUCAAUUGCGUACCAGAGGACGCACACCGGUUCUGGAAUUGGCUUGCCGCAAACCGCGCAUCCUACUGCGCAAUGAAAGCUUGCAUUUCCCUGCUGAACAGGCUCCAAUUCAAUGGAGAGAUGUUUCUUACGACCAGGCUCAGGUAG